AUGAUCGCCAAAACAGAAUCAGAGUUCCUGGAACCCCAGAGUAUUGAUCUGGCAAUUGAUCGCGGUGGCACUUUUACCGAUAUCUGGGCUAAAGUACCAGGGAUUCGGCGAGUUUUAGAACAAGUCUCAGGGCAAGAUAUUCCCCGUUCAAGACUACUCCCCAAAUCUCUCAUCCGAUCCAUUCGAAUGGGAACAACUGUUGCGACAAAUGCUCUACUGGAACGAAAAGGAAUGCGGCACGCAUUUCUAGUCACGGAAGGAUUUCGUGACGUUCUCGACAUCGGAUAUCAGUCUCGCCCCGAGCUCUUCGCUCUGGGUAUCAAGAAGCCCGAGCUGUUGUACGACAGCGUGUGUGAGAUCUCCGAACGAGUUGCGUUCGAGAAUUUCCCGGAGGAUCCCAGGUUUGGGCUUGAAACGACGCCUGGACGCUUGGUGAAAGCAGUAACAGGCGACCUCAUGAGAAUUCUCAAGUCCUUAGAUGAGGAGCAGGUCCGUUCGAAAUUGAUCGCGUUGCAGGCCGACGGCAUCGAGAGUCUUGCCAUCUGUUUUACGCAUUCGUACCUGUAUCCGGACCAUGAGCUUCGCGUUGCUGAAAUUGCCACAGAGAUGGGCUUUAAGCAUAUUUCAAUAUCUUCCAUCGUUGGUCGGGGUAUGAUCAAGAUGAUACCUCGCGGUAGUUCCGCCACCGCAGAUGCGUACCUGACUCCCAAGAUUCGAGAGUACGUGUCUACUUUCUCGAACCGAUUUGAAGGCAGCAACCUCGAGGGUAUCAAUUGCGACUUCAUGCAAAGCGACGGUGGAUUGACCAGCCACGAAAGCUUCAGCGGCUUGGGUGGCAUCCUAAGCGGACCUGCUGGUGGUGUGGUCGGAUAUGCAAAAACAGCAUAUGACGGAACGACGCCCCUCGUAGGCUUUGAUAUGGGUGGCACUUCCACCGAUGUCAGUCGUUAUGGUGGGAGUUUCGAGCACGUCUUCGAAACGACCACAGCUGGAAUCUCCAUUCAAAGUCCGCAAUUGGACAUCAACACUGUUGCCGCUGGCGGUGGCAGCAUGUUGUUUUGGUCCAACGGCCUCUUCAAGGUCGGCCCCGAGAGUGCAGGCGCUCACCCCGGACCAGCAGCAUAUCGCAAGGGAGGGCCUCUGACUGUGACAGACGCAAACCUGUUUCUCGGUCGUUUGCUUCCCGAGUUCUUCCCAUCAAUAUUUGGUCCGGAUGAAAAUCUACCUCUGGACACGGACAUAGUCGCUACGAAGUUCGAAGAACUGACCAAAACAAUCAAUGCUGAAACAGGUCGUUCGAUGACUUCCCAGGAAAUAGCCCAUGGCUUUCUAGACGUCGCAAACGAGUCGAUGUGCAGGCCCAUACGUGCGAUUACGGAGGCCCGCGGCUUCGAAACAGGGCAACACCAUCUUGCGGUCUUCGGUGGCGCCGGUGGUCAACAUGCCUGCGAUAUUGCUGCUAAACUCGGCAUUCGGAGAGUCAUCAUCCACAAGUACUCCAGCAUUCUCUCAGCAUAUGGCAUGUCCCUGGCCGAGGUCGUCCAGGAGGAACAAGAACCGUGCAGUGAGACACUGAACGAUGAUAUCAUGCCACACCUACAGGAGAGAAUGAGCGUACUGAAAUCCAAGGCAAGGGAUGCGCUCAUGAAACAAGGUAUACCAGAAACGUCUAUCGAGUAUGAGCCGUUCCUAAAUUUGAGAUACCACGGCACGAGCACGAAUUUCAUGAUCCAAGAACCAGAAGAUCUCAAUUGGCGGCAGCUGCUUGAAGCGACUCAUCUUCGCGAGCUUGCUUUCUUGUUCCCCAGCGAACAUAAGGUAUUGGUGGACGACGUUCGUGUCCGUGGAGUCGGAAAGACCAGGAAUACCGCUGUAGACGCGGAAGAGUUCGCCGGCGAAAUGGCAAAUACCGCAUUUACUGAGGUCAAGGUCGCAAGUGAACAAACGGUUCCCGUAUUCUUCUCGGGUGCGUCUGAGAUCACUAGAGUCUUCAAGGUCGGAAACGUCCCUGCAGGCAGCAGAGUCCCCGGCCCAGCCAUUAUCAUCGAUGACACGCAGACUAUACUCGUUGUUCCUGGUGCGGCCGCCAAAUUCUUGUCCUCACACAUUGUCAUCGACAUGCCAGAGGAGUCCUCUGGUAUUGACACAGCCGAUGUCACAACCAGGAUCGUUGAUCCCGUUAAGCUCUCUGUCUUUUCACAUCGAUUCAUGAGCAUAGCUGAGCAGAUGGGACUCACCCUUCGGAAGACGAGUAUCUCUCUUAAUAUCAAGGAGCGGCUCGACUUCUCGUGUGCCAUUUUUGGACCUGAUGGAGACCUUGUGGCGAAUGCACCACAUGUACCGGUACACCUGGGUAGUAUGAGCUAUGCAGUCAAAUAUCAGCACGCACUGCACAAAGACAAUCUCCGGCCUGGUGAUGUACUUGUGUCUAAUCACCCAGAAGCCGGCGGCACCCAUCUUCCCGACAUCACAGUGAUAACUCCGGUCUUUGAAACAGACGGCAAAACGAUUUGCUUCUACACAGCCAGUCGAGGCCAUCAUACCGAUAUCGGUGGGCUCGAUGGAACUUCCAUGCCACCUAACUCGACAUACCUAUGGCAAGAAGGGGCAAUGAUGAAGUCCUUCUUCUUGGUCCGGGAUGGCCACUUUGACGAGACUGGUAUUCGUCAGAUUCUCACCGAGCCAGGCAAAUAUCCGCGCGUAACGCCGUCGCGCAAGGUCAAUGAGAACCUCUCUGAUCUUCGCGCUCAGAUAGCUGCCAACACCAAAGGCAGCCAACUCAUCACUGCUCUCAUGGCAGAAUACGGAACGAGUACGGUACACUUCUACAUGGCGAAAAUUCAAGAUAAUGCCGAGAUGGCGGUUCGAGCUUUCCUCAAGAGGACUCGUGCAGAGCGCGGACCCGUCGUCCUCCGUGCAACGGAAGGCAUGGACAAUGGAGCACGACUAAAAGUCGGUAUUUCGAUAGAAGACGAUGGCUCUGCAACCUUCGACUUUACCGGAACGACCAAUGAGAUGUUCUCCAACUUCAACGCCCCACCAGCGAUCACGUAUUCCGUCAUCAUCUAUGUGUUGCGGCUCUUGAUCGGUGCAGACAUCCCGCUCAACCAGGGUUGCCUCGCCCCAGCCAAAGUCAUCAUCCCCAAGGGCUGUUUCCUGAAUCCGUCGGCAGGGCCUGCUGUGUGCUGUGGAAACACUCAUACAUCCCAGCGUCUAGCCGACCUGCUCCUGAAGGCAUUCGAUGCCUGUUCAGGAUCCCAGGGCGACAUGAACUGCUUCGCAUUUUUCGACCAGGCGGGAUACGAUCCUGAUGGCACGCCGCGGCUGGGCUAUGGGUAUAAGUACGGCGAAACCAUUUGCGGCGGAGAGGGUGCUGGCCCUACUUGGCAUGGCGCCUCCGGAGUGCACAUUCAUAUGACGAACACAAGAAUCACAGAUGUAGAGCUGCUCGAACGACGACUACCCAUCAUCAUCCGCGAGUUCUCCAUUCGGCGCGGCAGUGGAGGGAAAGGACGCUUCAACGGUGGAGACGGUAUCGUACGUGACUGGGAGUGUCGCGUCCCACUGACCUUCUCCAUCAUAUCCGAACGACGGGUCUUAAGACCAUACGGCAUGCAUGGUGGCGAAGAAGGGGCCAAUGGCGUGAACUUUUGGGCCCAGCGCCAGGAGGACGGAACCUUCAAGUGGAUACAAUUGGGACCUCGAGGUCUCGUAGAGAUGGCUGCGGGCGAUCGCUGCGUGGUGCACACCCCGAGUGGUGGAGGCUGGGGUGCGCCCGAGGCUGUUGAUGAAUCGAGCUCUACCACGCUCGGCAAGAUCGCUGAAACUGUACAGAACUUGAUACCACGAGCUGCGGGAAGCUACCACAACUUCCUCUCAACGCAAGCGGCUGGAUCAUAG
This is a messenger RNA of Cyphellophora europaea CBS 101466, 3900 nucleotides long. RefSeq lists its product as uncharacterized. The transcript is spliced from 8 exons. Lineage: Eukaryota; Fungi; Ascomycota; Eurotiomycetes; Chaetothyriales; Cyphellophoraceae. Gene Ontology annotation, cellular component: cytosol. The record is from RefSeq and is a predicted model, not a curated record. Gene Ontology annotation, molecular function: 5-oxoprolinase (ATP-hydrolyzing) activity. Gene Ontology annotation, biological process: glutathione metabolic process. Bases 1 to 3900 code for a protein of 1299 amino acids.